Molecule: messenger RNA, 1014 nt
Organism: Strongylus vulgaris
Lineage: Eukaryota; Metazoa; Nematoda; Chromadorea; Rhabditida; Strongylidae
Source: the annotation of a GenBank genome assembly
AUGCUGCGCAAAGAGCUUCCUAAUUCACGUGAUGUCAUCAGUCACAUGGGGAACGUUUUCACUGCUCUUUGUCUCAAUGAAAAAGGGUUGAAACAGUUCAAAGCCUAUGCUCCCUUCGAUCAUGUGUUCAACAUCGUUUUGAGCAUCAAGUUCAUUGUUACCAUGAAGAAAAAGCGUAGUGAAAUGAAUGAUGCUGCCCAAGGAAUUGGAAGCUCUUUGGAUGAUUUAUUGCGACAUCAACCUACCUUGAAGCCUUUAAUGCUUGACUCAGUACUCGGGGUGCUUGACCGCCUUGUCGAACUCGGUAAUAACCCUCCGCCAAACACAAAGAUAGUGAUGGCACUAUCAAGAUCAGCAAGUAAAGCUGCCAGUCAGAGUUUCGGUAGUGGCUCCAACACUCCCAAUGUCGAGCAGCUUCCAAUGUCUCCACCCGAAAUUGAAGAAAUGUCUGAUGAUGACGAGGAAGCUGAGAUGAGUAUGGACGAAAUUAGUGGAGUGGGGCAAUGUGUGGCUGACAAAAUGGGACUUGAAAUGGAUUGUCCUUCUGAUGCCAAAGAUGGUACGCGAUUGCUACCGCUUGGAGACUAUCUCCUUAUUUUCACAAAGAUAUUUGAAGCCAUUAUAACACAAGUUGCCGCCGCUGACCUUGUUGAAGGAUUUGUUGAGAAAAAUGGUGUUGAAAAGAUUUUAUCUCUCUGCAAUCUGCCUUCACUUGCUGCUGAUUUGGCUGCCAGCACAUUUUCCGCAAGCGUUGGUACUAUUGUAAAAUUUGUUCUGCAACACGUCAAAUCUGGAGAUAAACUCAUGCUUGCUAUCAUGGAGGUCUUCCUACAAUCCAUCGGUCCUCUUGCUGCUCGCACAUCUCGGGAAUUCCCUGAUUCAAGCACUGGCGCCUCCAUGCUUGUACCAUUGGGCGAUGAAGGCAUCGUGACAGCGAUAACUAGCAUGAGCAAUGCUGUACCAAUUCUCAGCAUGUUGACGAAGAAUACCGCAAUUUCGGUGCCACAAACACAG